AUGAAAAAAUAUUUUAAAAAAAGAGAUAAAGUAAAAAUUAGAACUCAUAUAUAAAUGACUAAGAAAAUAACCUUGCCAUUAAAUCAAAAAUAAGUCUUUUAACCAAAAGAUAUAUUCGAUACAACUGCAGUGUAAAAUUAAAUGAAUAAUAAAAUAAUUUUAGAAGUAGAAAAUAAAUGGAGAAUUUACAUAGAACUCAAAGAUUUAGGAUAACCAUAUUUAGAGACUAUCAAUUAAGACUCAAUUCUCAAAAAACGAACGACUUAUAAUUAUUAAAAUUUUUGCUAUGGCAAGACAAGAGGAAAACUUAUUAUAAAAUAUGUUUAAUGA
Molecule: messenger RNA, 330 nt
Organism: Tetrahymena thermophila SB210
Lineage: Eukaryota; Ciliophora; Oligohymenophorea; Hymenostomatida; Tetrahymenidae
Exons: 1
Source: RefSeq, a predicted model, not a curated record